AUGGACGCAGCCGUCGCCGGGCAGCAGUCGAGGCGUCGGAUCCGGCCGCCUGAGCCGCUCGUGAUGGCCGCGGCGCCGCCCACGCCGGCCGCGUUCCGUUGCCCGAUCUCGCUGGAGGUGAUGCGGUCGCCGGUCAGCCUCCCCACCGGCGCCACGUACGACCGCGCCUCCAUACAGCGGUGGCUCGAUUCCGGCCACCGCACCUGCCCCGCCACGCGGCUGCCGCUAGCGUCGACGGACCUGGUCCCGAACCUGCUCCUGCGCCGUCUCAUCCACCUGCACGCGGCCACGCUACCGCCUUCGCCGUCGCCCGAGCAGGUGCUGUCGCAGCUCGCGGCCGCGGACGGGGAGCCCGCGGCCGCGGAGAAGGCUGUGCGCUCGCUCGCGGCCAAGAUCGCGCCGGAGAAAGGGAAGCGGGCGUCCGUCGCGUCCGCUGUCGCCGCGGACCUCGAUUCCGCGGUGCCGGCGCUCCUCUCCUUCGCGAAGGGCGGGGCGGGCGCCGACGCGCGCGUGGACGCCGUGAGGAUCCUGGCUACCGUGGCCCCGGAGCUGGUCGCUUAUCUCACGGGGGAUGGAAAGGAGAAGCCUGGGAGGGUCAGUAUGGCGGUGGAGGCUCUGGCCGCAGUCUUGUCCGCGGACGGAGUUGCGGAAGAGGCUAAGGAUGCCGUCGUCGUUACUCUCGUCGCCGAGGACCUGGGCCGCAUCGCGACGACGCUGCUCGGCGCGGGCUCGAACGGCGCCGCGGUCCUGGAGGCGAUCCUGACGUUGCCCGCGGCGGACGCCGACGCCAAGACCGCCAUCGCCGACAGGCCGGAGCUGUUCCCGGACCUCGUGCGGAUCCUGAGGGACGCCGCGUCGCCGGCGGCCAUCCGGUGCAUGGCCGCGGCGGUGCAGGUCCGCGGGCGCCCGGCACGCGCGUCGAUGGUGCGGGCCGGGGCCAUCCCCGCGCUGGCGCUUGCCGUGGCGGCCGCGCCCACGGCCGCCGCGGAGUCCGCGCUGCGGCUACUGGCGGAGGCCGCCCGCUGCGGCGACGGCAAGGCGGCCAUCGCGGCAGACGCGGCCGAGGUGGCGGCCGCCGUGAUGGGGCGGAUGAUCCGCGUCGGGCCGGCGGGGAGGGAGGCCGCCGUGGUGGCGCUGUGGCUGUCCUGCUGCGCGGGCGGCGGGGAGCGGAGGAUGCGGGAGGCGGUGGCGUCCGCGCCCGAGGCCGUGGGGAAGCUGCUGGUGGUGAUGCAGGGGGACUGCGCCCCGACCACCUCGCGGAUGGCCGGCGAGCUGCUGCGGGCGGUGCGGCUGGAGCAGGAGCGCAAGGGCAUGGCCGCCUCCUACGACAGCCGCACCAUCCAUGUCAUGCCGUACUGA
Setaria italica (foxtail millet) is the source of this 1359-nucleotide messenger RNA. Its product is annotated as U-box domain-containing protein 27. Gene Ontology annotation, molecular function: ubiquitin protein ligase activity. The record is from RefSeq and is a predicted model, not a curated record. Lineage: Eukaryota; Viridiplantae; Streptophyta; Magnoliopsida; Poales; Poaceae. The transcript has a single exon. Bases 1 to 1359 code for a protein of 452 amino acids. Gene Ontology annotation, biological process: protein ubiquitination.